This is a messenger RNA of Bubalus bubalis (water buffalo), 5076 nucleotides long. RefSeq names its product inositol hexakisphosphate kinase 1 (gene IP6K1). Lineage: Eukaryota; Metazoa; Chordata; Mammalia; Artiodactyla; Bovidae. The coding region runs from base 783 to 2171 and encodes 462 amino acids. Gene Ontology annotation, molecular function: inositol hexakisphosphate kinase activity. Gene Ontology annotation, cellular component: nucleus; cytoplasm. Gene Ontology annotation, biological process: inositol phosphate biosynthetic process; phosphatidylinositol phosphate biosynthetic process. The transcript is spliced from 7 exons. The record is from RefSeq and is a predicted model, not a curated record.
CUCAGUUAUACGUGCUGUGUUUCAUUUUCUUUUCCAUUAUGGUUUAUCACAGGGGAUUGAGUAUAGGUCCCUGUGCUGUACAGUAAGAGGCUGUUUAUCCAUCCUGUAUAUAAUAGUUUGCCUCUGUUCAUCCCAAACUUGCUGUCCUUCGCUCCACCACCUGCCUACCUACUACAUUCCUAAUUUAAAAGAUAUAUUCAUUAUUAAGUGUUGCACUAUAGUAACUUUCUUGAGGGAAAACUUAUAUUAAAAGGAGGUUAUUUAAGUACAAAGAGCUUUUCUGUGUCCCGCUGUUUGUGUAGAAUCAAACAGGAAGGGAAGCUCUGUGGUGCUUGGCAUGGUCAUAAGUUGAUGACCAUAGAUUUAAAGUAGAAGAAAUAUGAAGUCUGAAUUCCUUUGGGGGAAAACAAAAUCUUUUUAUGCUUCUACAAUUCAGGAGGGAAUGGCUUUCCCUGCCAGAUCCUUGACACCUUAAGCAGAAAAGUUGGGAAUCUCAUGUGACCUGAUUUUGGAGGUAAAACCCUUUCUUUGAGCCAGGGAGAGACUCUUGGCAGUACUGGGUGUCGUGAGAAAUCCAGACAGAAUGGUACAAAAGAUGGGUGGAGGCGACCAGCAUUGCACCAUUCAGCAGAGCUCAGCCCAGCUCACUCCCAGGAGAGAAGAAUAAGCUGAGCAGACUCUGACCGUUGGUUUUCAGCCUGCCAGGACCUUCUGCGUAGCUCUCCUUUCGUGGCUCAUGUGCUACAUCCUCUGGCCUCAGUGUGCAACUGGCCCCCAACGCAAUGUGUGUUUGUCAAACCAUGGAAGUGGGGCAGUAUGGCAAGAACGCAAGUCGGGCCGGAGACCGGGGAGUCCUCCUGGAGCCCUUCAUCCACCAGGUGGGCGGACACAGCAGCAUGAUGCGCUACGACGACCACACUGUGUGCAAGCCCCUCAUCUCCCGGGAGCAGCGCUUCUACGAGUCCCUCCCUCCCGAAAUGAAGGAGUUCACCCCUGAGUACAAAGGAGUGGUAUCCGUCUGUUUCGAGGGGGACAGUGACGGUUACAUCAACUUGGUGGCCUACCCGUACGUGGAAAGUGAGACCGUGGAGCCGGAUGACACACCGGAGCGGGAGCAGCCUCGGCGCAAGCACUCCCGCCGGAGCCUGCACCGGUCGGGCAGUGGCAGUGACCACAAGGAGGAGAAAGCCAGCCUGCCCCUCGAAACCUCGGAGAGCCCCCAAGAGGCAAAGAGUCCAAAGGUGGAGCUACACAGCCACUCGGACGUCCCUUUCCAGAUGCUAGAUGGCAACAGUGGCCUGAGUUCUGAGAAGAUCAGCCACAACCCCUGGAGCCUGCGCUGCCACAAGCAGCAGCUGAGCCGCAUGCGCUCCGAGUCCAAGGACCGAAAGCUCUACAAGUUCCUCCUGCUUGAGAACGUGGUGCACCACUUCAAGUACCCCUGCGUGCUGGACCUGAAGAUGGGCACCCGGCAGCAUGGCGAUGACGCAUCCGCUGAGAAGGCUGCGCGGCAAAUGCGGAAGUGCGAGCAGAGUACGUCGGCGACGCUGGGCGUCAGGGUCUGUGGCAUGCAGGAAAGCUCAGGGCAAACUUGGCCUGCUCACUCCAGCUGUGCAGGGUGGAGCAGAAAAGCACAGGUGUACCAGCUGGACACGGGGCAUUACCUCUGCAGGAACAAGUACUAUGGCCGUGGGCUCUCCAUCGAAGGCUUCCGCAACGCCCUCUAUCAGUACCUGCACAACGGCCUGGACCUGCGGCGUGACCUUUUUGAGCCCAUCCUGAGCAAACUGCGGGGCCUGAAGGCCGUGCUGGAGCGGCAGGCCUCCUACCGCUUCUACUCCAGCUCCCUGCUUGUCAUCUAUGACGGCAAGGAGUGCCGGUCUGAGUCCUACCUGGACCGCAGGUCCGAAAUGCGUCUGAAGCACCUGGACACCAGCCUCCCAGAGGUGGCCCCGCCCUGUAGCCCUAGCACCAGCCUCAGCAGCACCAGCCCGGAGGCGGGCCCCUUCUCUCCGCCCAAGGUGGACGUCCGCAUGAUCGACUUUGCACACAGCACGUUCAAGGGCUUCCGAGAUGACCCCACAGUGCACGACGGACCCGACCGAGGCUAUGUGUUCGGCCUGGAGAACCUCAUCAGCAUCAUGGAACAGAUGCGGGACGAGAACCAGUAGGCCCAGCUCGGGGCCCCCCGGACCCCCUUCCUCUCUACCCGCAGGCAGGGACCAUUGCUCUCAACUCGCCGUGAGGACACACAGACUUGCUUUUAAAGGGUUAUAUUUCUCUUUGGUGUAAACUAAAAGAAAUGUUUUUAGCUGUAGCCUGGAAUCCAUAUAUAUAAAGUGACGGAGGGCAGAACACGUCCUCUCAGCCAGGCUGCCUAGCUCGACGGCUCUGACUGCUGUGUCCAGGUGGACUUAGGAAGGAAGAGGUGCCCCUGGUGGGCCUGGCAGCGGGGACAGGUUGCCCUUGGACUUUGGUUUCUCUUGCCCAGGUCUUUGGGGGCUGUGACUGCAGGGUCCUGCUAGUAGCAGGGUGAAGCCCUGGGUUGGCGCAGGGCCCUUCCAUGUUCAUUCACCCCUGGUUCCUCAGUCACAGAGGGUUGGGUGCCCAUCUCUUGGGGGACUUUGUAACCUGUGCUGUGGGUAUUACCCAUCUCUCUGACAGGUGUUCCCAGGGCACCAAGGGGCCAACUGUACAGAGCUGGACCCUUCCUGGUUCUGACCUUGGCAUGAGGCUAGAUUCAUGAAGCUGUGCUGAAGCCACCUAUGGCAGAGGGCAGGCUCUGGGAUCCCCAGGCACUGUUUGGCACUUGAACCUACUCCUGCCUGCACACCCCAGCCAGCCUUUCUCACCAAGAUCCCUUGCCUAAGGAGGCCAUCCCCUCUUGCCCCACUGGAGGGGGCCCUGCUCUGUGUGCUGAGGAGAGUCAGCCUCCCAGCAGGCUUUGGGGCCUCUGAUGGCUCUGACCCAGACAGUAUUUGCAGCCCCUGGGCUGUGGAUAGGAAUCUGCUUCCUCUGGCUUUUUGGGCAGCUCUGCUGCCUCGGAGAGACUGCUCCUUCCAGGGCUCAAAGGCUGUGGUCCGCUCAGGGUCUCACCUCUCCCCAGGCCAAGCUCAAGGCAGCAGCCCACUGUGAGGAGCUCCAGGCUUGUGAGGGAGAACUUUAGGCUUGUUUGCUUUUGAGGACAUUGGGCGCUGGGUGCAGAUGCCCAGACUCUGCUAACGAGAGUUUUGUCUUACCAGUACUGGGGUCCAUCCGUCUGUCCAUUCAUCCAUGUGCCAGCCCCUGUGAUCUUUUUCCCUGGGGUAUAGCCUUGUUCAGUAGUGAGUAUUGAUUUCCCUCAUGCUUCCCUCAGCAGAAGAUCCUCUUCCCCAUUUCUGAGGUGAGUUUUUGCCCCUGUGCCCUUCCUCAGCAGGUGCUACCUUUUAAAAGUGGUAGCAGAAUGAGUCAGAGGAGGUGUUUCCCUGCUGGCCCAGCACCGUCUCUGUGGGCCUGCAGCGUGGCCCCCUCAGCACUCAGCACCGACGGUACCACAGCGAAGACCUCAGGGGGGUGACCCCUUCCUUGGCGAUGGUUUCGGUGAUUUUGCUGCCAGCCUGUAACGGCACAGAGACCUGCCACCUCUAGUAGGUGUGGCCAGGAGCUCCCCUAGCUGUUGCCGAGGUUAGUGGCCUCCCCUCUGAGUCCAGGGCCACUGUCAUUGUCACUGCUAGCAUGUCCCUGUUACGGCAUUAAUGGUAAGCCUGCCAGCCUGAGUCUGAGAGAGGCCUCGGUAACUGAUGGACUACUUUCCUGCUCCUUAGAGAUGCGGCCUCACACAGCUUAAAUGGGCUCCACGAUGGGAUCCCAUCUCUCUCGGCCCUCUGACCCUGGUGCCAUUGGGUGGGCAGGUUCCCAUUCCUGGGGGCCAGGAGGAGCAGCUUGUCUGUUUCUGGUCAGUAAAGAGCAUCUUCUCUCAUGUACUAUUCUGUGGCUUCAGCCAUGGGGGCAGUAGCUCUUCCUUAGCGUGGCUGGUUAUUUCCUGGCAAGGCCGAGGCUAAACCAAAGGGUCUGGGCCCACUCGGGACCCACUUGAUGGCACGUCCCUAGUGUGGGGAUGUGCCGUGCUUCCUGAAGUAGUGUAUUGUGGGAUUUGCUGCCCCAUUCUGCUCUUCAUUGUGAGAGAGGUUACACCCACUUAUAUUCAGUAUUUUCCUGGCACUAAAACAGCAGGGCUGGUAUUUGCUGCUGCUUUCCCAGGGCAGGGUCCCUUCUUUUCGGCACUUUUGAACAUUUGCAAGACACAGCCCUGUUAUCUAACGGGUGGCAGGCAUGUGUGUCUGCACUCGCUCUUUGCCACUAUUUUGCCCUGCUCCGUGCCAGAGAGCCCUGUCCCUGCCAGGCCCUGCCUUCCCAGCCCCAACUUGGGACCAAAGUGCAAGACGGGAUCACGGGUUGGGGUGUCCAAGUGACCCCUCUGUAUAGUGCUUCCGUGGGCCAAGUCGACACCAGCCCCCUAGCGGGGUGGGAUGGGCGGUGCUUAAAGAGGAAGGGGACCAGUGUAGCAACUUGCCAGGGACCCCACCCCUCCCUCACAUCCGGGCCUGUGCAGUGGGCGUGGGGAUUCUCCUAAGGGGCCAAAGGCCUGGGCUUGUUCGGUAUCCUCUGCUCCCUUGCUCUUAUCUGGUCACAUGCACACUCCUAGAUGCAGAUUGCUUUGAACUUUAAAACUGUUCAAUUUGGUUUCGUUUGUACCGAUUUAAAAAAUGUUUUAAUGGGGAAAAUUUGGGGGAGAACCAUGGGUAGGGCCUGGUUCCUUUGCUUCUCGGGGAACUCCAGGGCCUUGUCCGGAGGACCGCUCUCUGCUCCACUUUCCUGGAAGCUGCCUAAGCCUGUCCACGCCGUCCAAGCCCUGCGCCCGGAUAUGACACGUGGCUCCGGUCACGUCCGGGCGCGGUUGCGUUUUCUCGGGAACUUGCGUGCAGGGGAGGGAGUGGUCAGGCCUCGCGCCGAGUCCACCCUUUCUGUACACCUAGCGCUGCCCGCCCCGCUUGUGUCUGAGGUCGUGUAUGUCAAAAUAAAUCCGCUAGAAACUGA